UAGUAAUGGAAUUCCUUCUUUCGUCAGUAUUCAAAUAUUUGUUUUCUAAAUUGUUGACCUCUUCAGACGAGAGUUGGCAUGAGAAUACGAGCGUAUUUUUAAACUCUAGGGAAUCUUAGAAGUCAAUGGCAGUACUCCAACGCUCUUCCACCGAAUUCGCUAAUUGUGAUUCAGAAAAUUUCUGCAGCAGUAGGUAAACCCCGCAACGCAAACACGAUUCGUAUAAAACUGGUUAAUCGUGCAGAGGCGAAAUUAUUUUUAUUUUCAGCGCGCUGGCGCUCCUACUCAUUUGUGUAAACGGCGUCACGUCAUCUUCGUAGUGCUGUUAGUGUAGUCAUACACUUCUGGUAGUGUGGUGGUAGCUACUGUAAAAGUUGCGUUAUCUCGCAAUUGUGCAGUUGACCCAAAACAGGAUUAAAUCGAUAAAAGCGGCGCCAGGAGUAUUUUCGAGUGAAAGUGUGCAAAUUUUCGAAAGAAAUGAGUGCAAUACCGACACGCAAUAGUAACGUAACCGGAAGCUCGCGGUCACCAUCUCCGGGAACCCAUCCGCCGAUUACAAUGCCAGUAUCUCACGCGAACGCGAAUUUGCUAAAUCCCGAAAGUUCAAAUUUAUACAAAAACCGCCGAAUUAGUAAUCCCGCCGAUGCUACUCAAAGAAAAGGUAGUGACAGUGCAAUACCUUUAAUAGACAUCGACAAGCCUUUCAAUCCUCCUUUAGCCAAUCCAGAGAUCGACGACACUCUUGAUGACCGAGAAGUGGUAAAUGCGCCCUAUCCAGGAGUGGACGACGGUUUUUUUUCAAACGGCGAUGGGACAAUAGUGUUAACCGAUCGCGCGGGCGACAUGCCAGAAGGUGCAGGCAAUGACAACCCCGAUGGGGUGAAACGCGGUCCAAUGGGACCCAUGUCGCCAAACGGCAGGGAUAACCGGAAUUUUCCAGAUUUGGAAUUUGGGACUAUACCAUCAGACCUUGAAAGCAUACCUGACAUAAAUCUCUACCAGCACAAAAAAACUCUGGCACAGGGAAUGAUGGAUCUCGCUCUAUUUUCGGCAAAUGCCAAUCAGUUACGAUACGUUCUAGAGAGUGAUAGACACCCUUACUUCUAUCCGGGCGUUGUUUUAAUAUCUUUUAGUUUAAUUCUACAGGUAGCCAUAGGAGUAGGCCUGAUAUGGAACUCACGCUACAAUGUGAAGGACGCCAAAGAAAUAUGCAUUGCAAAUAAGAUAAAUAACUUCACAGUAAUAGGAAUAUUUUUAGUUACUGUAGUGAAUGUGUUUAUCUCAGCUUUUGGUGUUGCAAGUAAUCAACCCGUUGUUACUGUAGCAGCGGCGACGCCUUAAGUAAACCUUUUACCCUUCAUACAACGAGACUGAUUCUCAGGUGCAUAUUGUAACAUAUGGGAACCUAUAAUGAUUUAUGUAUUAUACUCAAUUAAUGUGAUAUUCAUGUUCAUUUCGCAAUAAUGUUGAGUACAAAGAGCAAUUAUUCAUGAGAUAAAUUCCAAGAAAUUGAUGAUAUUUUUUUAAAGCGGUUUAUUAAGUGUGAUAAGGGACUAGUGCGUAUAUUUAGACAGUAUAUAGUUUAAUUACACGCGCAACGGUGUAAAGUGGCAAAAGGAUAUUACUACAUAGCAAGGUUACUGUGUAAUUGUUUUUUAAUUAAACGAUAUUUGUAA
Photinus pyralis (common eastern firefly) is the source of this 1676-nucleotide messenger RNA. RefSeq lists its product as uncharacterized. The coding region runs from base 478 to 1341 and encodes 287 amino acids. The record is from RefSeq and is a predicted model, not a curated record. Lineage: Eukaryota; Metazoa; Arthropoda; Insecta; Coleoptera; Lampyridae. Gene Ontology annotation, cellular component: membrane. The transcript has 2 exons. Gene Ontology annotation, biological process: cell adhesion; tissue regeneration.